AUGAUCAGCGCUCUCGAGCGACGAUAUGAAAACCUGAGAUUUGGGCCGCUUUUCCCGGAUAUUUUGAACGAGGAUCGGCUUGUCGACUCGUUGGAGUCGUUUCACAUGCUAGAAGGCCACUCGGGAUGCGUGAACACACUGCGUUGGAACAAGACGGGCGCACUGCUGGCGUCCGGAUCCGACGAUCGAAAUGUGAAAAUCUGGAAAUCCGGCAGAGAAAUCCAUAAUCUAGUGACCGGACACGAGGGAAACGUAUUCGCAGUCGAAUUUCUCCAAAAUUCCGGCGAUCAGAAGCUGGUGACGGGCGCCGCCGAUCGGGUUGUGGCUUUGCAUGAUAUUGAAGCGAGCACGUGUAAAAAAUGGGAGCUCGAUGGAAGGGUUAAGCGAAUUUGCACUGUUGAGCACGAUCCCACACUUUUUUGGGCCGCUGUUGAGUGUGAUAAUGGAGUUCAACAAUUCGACACUCGAACCGAGAAUCCCGAAGUAAUUAUCCGCCAUACUGCUGACCGAGAAUUCCACGACGCAAAAUCGGUGGCCGUGUCGGAAGCUAGGCCAAAUUUGAUUGUAGUUGGAUUCGACGAGACCGCUGUGAGACUGUACGAUCGGCGUAAUUUGAAUGCUCCAAUGCUCACAUUUUCACCAUUGGGCGCAAACACGUAUGCCUAUCACGCAACCCACGUGGCAUUCAACAAACGUGGCACCGAAGUAGUCGUGAAUCACGGUGGAGGUGGUGGUGUAUAUGUAUUCUCAGUUGACGCGGAGCUGGAUCCAAAGUAUAUGGAUAGAUUUCAUUCGGUUAUGGAAUUGCCUAGAGAGCCGGUGAUCACAUCAGGAGCUCUUCCAUAUCCGGAUCUACGGGAAAUUGGUUCAACUGCAAUUCGAGAGAAACAUUUCGCGAAGGCUAUCGAUUUUUAUUCGGAUCUUAUUUAUCGAAAUGAUGAUCGGGAGUCCCACCAGGAUCACCGUGCAUUUUUGAGUGUUUGUCAUUCGAAUCGAGCAACGGCUCUACUGCUCCGCCGCCAACGUGGAGAUACUUAUGCAUGUGUUAGAGAUUGCAUUAAGGCACUGGAAAUUCAUCGCGGAAACUCGAAAGCUUUGCUCAGACUGAUCAAAAGCUUCACAACUAUGGAACAUAUCGGAUUGGCGAGAAAAUGUGUGCAAAAGUUUAAAGAAUGGUACCCAAAUGAUACGGCUAUUGAGAAAAUGGAAGAGGAUGUUGAGGCGCUUACUCCAAACGACCGCCCGGAACUUGUUGCUCCAGAAGGUGUUGUAGAUUAUCAGGAGAGAUAUGGUGGAAGUACAAAUCAUCAGACAGAUAUUAAAGAAGCAAAUUUUUUUGGUUCAAGAGAUCAAUAUAUUAUCGCCGGUUCUGACUGCGGUCAUAUGUACAUCUGGAAUCGCGAUACGUCAAAAAUUCAAGGAAUCUUCGAAGCGGACGAUCAUAUUCUCAAUAUCUGUCAACCACAUCCUGAUCAAUUUAUGAUUGCCACGGCGGGAAUCGAUGACGAUAUUCUCCUGUGGCAACCGAUUUUAGAACGUCCCGAUGCUUUUUUGAGCCGUCGAGUCGAGGAUCCUUAUGAAUUUAUGGAGAAACGAGCCGACGGGAUGGGUGGAAGAAUACAUUUGCAUAUGCUGAGAGAUUUGGCACGGGACAACUCGCAAUGUGUUCAAUCUUAAAUUUUUUCUGAUUUUUCCAGCUUUUUUGAAAUUCAAAUUGGGUCUCGCAGCGGCUUUAAAUUUUUUUUUUUUAAUUAUUGACUUUUCUAAAUUUUGCCGAAAAAUCAAUAAUUUUAAAUUAGAUUAUCAAUUUUUCUAAAUUUUUCCGAAAAAUCAAUAAUUUUAAAUUAAAUUAUCAAUUUUUCUAAAUUAUGCCGAAAAAUCGAUAAUUUCAAAUUUAAUUAUCGAUUUUUUUAAAUUUUUUCGAAAAAUCAAUAAUUUUAAAUGUAAUUAUCGAUUUUUCUAAAUUUUGCCGAAAAAUCAAUAAUUUUAAAUUAAAUUAUCGAUUUUUCUAAAUUUUUCCGAAAAAUCAAUAAUUUUAAAUUAAAUGAUCGAUUUUUCUAAAUUUUUCCGAAAAAUCAAUAAUUUUAAAUUUACUUAUCGAUUUUUCUAAAUUAUGCCGAAAAAUCGAUAAUUUCAAAUUUAAUUAUCGAUUUUUUAAAAUUUUUUCGAAAAAUCAAUAAUUUUAAAUUUAAUUAUCGAUUUUUCUAAAUUUUGCCGAAAAACCAAUAAUUUUAAAUUAAAUUAUCGAUUUUUCUGAAUUUUUCCGAAAAAUCAAUAAUUUUAAAUUAAAUUAUUGACUUUUCUAAAUUUUGCCGAAAAAUCAAUAAUUUUAAAUUGAAUUUUAAAAUUAAGUUUAUUUUUUUUAAAGGAAUUUUCCAGAGCAAAUUUCCGUCAAAUUCAUUUUUUGGCAUUUUUUAUUUUUCGAAAAAAUUCAAAUUUUGGAGAAAAUUUCUUAAAAAUCGCUGUGAUACGCAAAAAAAUGCCAAAAAAGAAAUGAAUUUUGACAGAAAUUUCGAGCAAUUUUUUAAAUUUUAGAAAAAAUUUUUUUUUCUGAAAUUGCUUAAAAUUUGCUCCAAAUUUCAGUCAAAAUGCACCUUUUUUGGCAUUAAUUUUUUUGGGUCUCGCAGCGAUUAUUUUUUAGCAAUUUUCUCCAAAAUUUGAGUUUUUUUCCAAAUUUCAAACUAAAAAAAUUCCAACAAAACCCCACUUAUUGGGAAUUUUGUAAUUUUUUUACCGAUUUCUCUGUUUUGAGCCGGAAAAUUUGCAAAAAUCGGAUUUUUUCAAAAAAAAAAACCGACAAAUCUCGGAUUAUGGCUUUAAGAAAUUUGAAAAUUUUGCGAAACUUUGAAAAAUGAUUGGAAUUUCAUAAAAAUCGACAAUUUUUCAAAAAAAAAAAUUAUUUAAAAAAUUCAAAAAUCGCUGCGAGACCCACCAGUAUUCUGUUUAAUUUUUUUUUGUUGAAAAUACCUGUAAAAAUGUGCUCUUUUUUCUCUCUGUCCCCCAUUUUCUCAUGUGUAGAACCCUCCGAAAAAUCGUGUAGAACUGAACAUAAUUAAUUAAAUAAAUUUU
Messenger RNA from Caenorhabditis elegans, 3069 nucleotides. It is a transcript of the gene adpr-1, whose product is annotated as WD and tetratricopeptide repeats protein 1. The transcript has 8 exons. NCBI's taxonomy places the organism in Eukaryota, Metazoa, Nematoda, Chromadorea, Rhabditida, Rhabditidae. Bases 1 to 1677 code for a protein of 558 amino acids. The record is from RefSeq and is marked reviewed.